Molecule: messenger RNA, 5815 nt
Organism: Thunnus maccoyii (southern bluefin tuna)
Lineage: Eukaryota; Metazoa; Chordata; Actinopteri; Scombriformes; Scombridae
Product: kinase suppressor of Ras 1-like
Exons: 20
Coding region: 156-2936 (926 amino acids)
Biological process (GO): protein phosphorylation
Molecular function (GO): protein kinase activity; ATP binding
Source: RefSeq, a predicted model, not a curated record
GAAUUGAUUUGAAGGCUACAACAGGAAGUAGUUUGAAAUGUCUGCUGCUUGCUUGGUAAAGCAGAUUUGAAGGAGCUUUGUAGAAACCGACACGGAAACUUGUUUCACGCCAUGCAUUGUUUAGAGGAAGCGUCAGUGUGACAUAAGCCGCGCUCAUGUGGAGGGAUGGACGGAGAGACAGGCAGAGCACAGCCGCUGAGGAAGCUCUUCAUCACUGCCAGCUCAUCCAGAACCUGGUGGACAUCUCAGUCUCCAGUUUGCGGGCUCUCCGGACCACAUGCGCCGCAUCCAACGACCUCACCCAGCAGGAGAUCCGCACUUUAGAGGUGAAGCUGACCAAGUACAUGUGGACACAGCUACAGUGGAAGCAGAGGGUGGCCGAAGGGGAGAGACCUGAAGCUCUAGCUGGAUACCCGAGACUGGAGGACUGGUUCCUAACAGCUAACCUCACCCCACAAUUCAUACAGGCUGCAGCAGGGAAGCUCUCAGUGGACAGUUUGCUGCAGAUGUCCAGCUCUGAGCUGCAGGACACGAUGAGACGCCUGGGCUCCAACUCAGAGGAUCGUUCUCGCCUCACUGCCGCCCUCUCCUGUCUGAAGAGUGCUACUGAAACAGGAGGUAACCUGAGGCCUGACACAGGCUCCUGCAGCUCUGAGUCCCAAACUGACAGUGAUACCUUUGCCGCCAUCAGUCCCCUCACCCCCUUGCACCCUACCAGCCACGGCCGCUCCAUCUCCAUAUCAGUGGUCCCUUGUUCAGAUGACCACAGACCUUACAUACCAGCUGAGGAAAUGUCGGACGCCUUCUCCCUGGAGCUGAGCACUCCCCCGGCCAUCCGCGCCUCAAAGACAUGCACUGCCAAGCCCUCCCACACCCCCCCACUGGCUUCCCGCAAACUGCUGCAGCUCCUCCCCAACAUUGCACUGACGCGGAGCAAGAGUCAUGAAUCACAGCUCGCCAACCGCAUUGAGGAGCCUGCUACCCAAAAGGUGUCUAAAAAGAACAAAGUAUUGGCUAGUAUUCAGAUCAAUGGCUGUGGGAACGGUCCUGAGGACUCGACCCUGCGGUCACCCCUGCUGUCUGCCCGGACCCCCGGCCCUGUCCCUGCCUCUGCCCCAUACAUGAUGCCUGGCACCCCCACCCUGCUGGACAAUCUGGCUGUACACAGGAGUUCACCUCAGACAAUGAGGAGAGACAUUGGCCUGGCUGUAACCCACAGGUUUUCAACCAAGUCCUGGCUCUCCCAGACGUGCCAAGUGUGUCGCAAGAGCAUGAUGUUUGGUGUCAAGUGUAAACACUGCAAGUUAAAGUGCCACAACAAAUGUACCAAAGAUGCUCCCUCGUGUCGGAUAUCAUUUCUCACAUUGCCAAGGAUGCGCAGGGCAGAAUCAGUGCCAUCAGAUAUCAAUAAUCGUAUUGAUCACACAGCAGAGAUCCCAGUGCAGUUUGGCACUUUACCAAAGGCAAUAACCAAAAGGGAGCCUCCCCCCACUUUAAACCAGCUGGACUCCAGCAGUAACCCGUCAUCAGCCACCUCCUCCACACCUUCCUCCCCAGCACAUUUCCAGCCAAGCAACCCCCCGAGUGUGAGCGCCACCCCACCACCCAACCCAUCACCACAGGGCUCCCGGGACCACCGCUUCCACUUCCCAGAUGUUCCUUCUUCCACAUAUACUGCUGGUCAACAUUCUGGCAGCUACUAUGAGUCUGGAGUGUCACAGGUUGCCGUCACUGAGACGCAGCUAACAGCAGCAGAACAAGGAGGCGACGAGGAGGCAGAGGAAGACUACCCAGCUGUGGAUGAGGAAGCAGCUGACCAGUGCGGCACAGAAAAGAGCUUCUCCAAUGAGGAGUGUGAUGAGGACGGGCUGGAGGACCUGCCCUCCUCCAUCUGCCGUCGUGGAGCUGCUGGCCGCUGGAGGGGCCCCAUCACUCGCAAGGCCAGCCAGACCAGCGUCUACCUGCAGGAGUGGGACAUCCCAUAUGAGCAGCUGCAGCUGGGAGAGCUUAUCGGCAAGGGUCGUUGGGGGAAGGUACACAAGGGUCGCUGGCAUGGCGAGGUGGCCAUUCGCCUUCUGGAGAUUGAUGGCAACAACCAGGAUCACCUGAAGCUCUUCAAGAAGGAGGUGAUGAACUACAGGCAGACCAGGCACGAGAAUGUCAUCCUGUUCAUGGGUGCCUGCAUGGCCCCGCCCCACCUCGCCAUCAUCACAAGUUUCUGUAAAGGUGUGACUUUAUACUCUGUUGUAAGAGAAAGAGGUCACUUGUUAGACAUCAAUAAAACCAGACAGAUUGCACAGGAGAUUGUAAAGGGAAUGGGUUAUCUACAUGCCAAAGGCAUCAUUCACAAGGAUCUGAAGUCUAAGAAUGUUUUCUAUGAUACAAACAAAGUGGUCAUCACAGACUUUGGCCUGUUUGGGAUGUCUGGGGUGGUACAAGAAGGCAGAAGAAAGAAUGUGUUGCGGAUACCUCAAGGCUGGAUCUACUACCUGUCUCCAGAGAUUGUUCGAAAGAUGAGCCCAGAGGUUGAUGAGGACCAGCUGCCUUUCUCUAAAGCUGCUGAUGUUUACGCUUUUGGCACAAUCUGGUAUGAGCUGCAGGUCAGACAUUGGCCAAUCACCAACCAGCCUGUGGAAGCUAAAAUCUGGCUAGUAGGCAGUAAUGAGGGCAUUAAGAAGGUGCUGGCAGACACCAACCUGGGCAAGGAGGUCACGGAGAUCCUGUCUGCUUGCUGGUCAUUCCAGGCAGACACCAGGCCAACCUUCACCCAGCUGGCAGGCAUGCUGGAGAGGCUCCCAAAACUUAACCGAAGACUGUCUCACCCCGGACACUUCUGGAAGGCACCUGAGCCCUGGGAUCAUCAUCACUGCCUGAGAGAUCACUGCCAUCAGGGCCUGCAUGCUCACUGUCCAUACAUGUACAAAUACAGCAGCUGAUAGGCAAAUGUGCUUUUAGGAACUGAAACUUUUUUUUGGAUUUUGGAAUUUGGAUUUGACUCUUUAUCUUAGAUUGAGCUAAUACUGACAAUUCAUAGUAGCUGAAUUGUCAUAUCUCCAUUUAUGAGUUUUAUUCAUAUCUGGAGCAGCAUAUACAGCCUGUUUUCACCUUGGUCUGUAUAUGGAUAUGUUCUCAUGAUAAUGACAUCUGAUCACAGGGUUUUGCAUUUACACCAAGUAUUAAUAAGUGUUCUUGUUAUCUUGAUUCUUCCCGUAUUAUGAACAAAUUUCAAUAUGCAAGUAAGGCAGACAGAGUUUGUGGUCUUGGUGUGUGUCUUAGAUCAAAGGAUGUGAUGUGGAUACUCUUUAGGGACCACUAAGACAUGCAAGGGGAGGGUUGUGUGACAGAGGGAAACAGCAAAGGACUGUUGCCCAUGAUUGGUCAAGCAGAUAACCUAGCAGUAAGUUUCACUUCUGUGUAUUCUGUGUGCACAUCAGCAAGCAUUUUCUUUUGAACUAAAGUCUUUUUAAUAUUAUAAUGACGUACAUUCAAACAUGGCAAUUUUUCAAUAUCAUACAUACAAUCCUUCCCGGUAUUUAAAAUACAAUGAAAAAGCAAGGUAGAACUGUACGAACUUGUGCCCUACAAUUUCUCAAAGACUCAGGGUUGUGAAGUCCCACUGUUGGAAAAACACUAAUAGAAAACAAAGGGUGCUGGUGUGUUGUGGUACAGACACCUUGCUGAUGCGUUGCCCUUGAAAAGGUGAUUGGUGUCAGUGGAGAAGCUUGCUAGCACUUUGCUACCUUGGUUACCCCUGAUGGUCAUGUGACCCUAAUUUUGCAUGUCGUAGCGGCUCUUAGAGUAUCUGCUGUAGCAAUGCAGCGAUGAGUUCUACUUAUUUUCCCUUUGCAGCGGAAGGAUGCGUCUGUGGCUUUUUUACCAGCUGCUUGAGAUGUGUUCUGCAUGUCUGCAUACAUGCAUGUUAAUAACUGGGCUCUUUGCAACAGAGUACUGGUACUUUUGACAUUUGCCUGCCUUCAGAGUGUGGGUCAGCCAACAUUCAACAAAGAAAUGCUUCUUGAAGAACCUCCGAUUUGAAAUAUUUGUUGUUUUUGUAAAAUCCAAAUUCCAAUGUACUUAAUGGGCGUGACCAUAGUUAAGCAAAGUACCUCCAAAGCAGGUUGCAAGCAUAAUAAUGCAGAAUCUAAGGGAAAGAGGAAUCAAAGGGUCUGCACUUUUGUGUUAAUGUACAGAAAUGAGAAAUGUGUAAUACACCGGUGGAUCAUUCAUCUUAGUAACAGAACACAUUCAAGCACUGACUGUAACUCUUCUGAAAAGAAAUGAUAGUAAUACCUCUCACCCUGGUCAGGUGUCAUUUAAAGCCUAGUCAGCAGGUGAGACAAUGACAUUAACAUCAUGAUGGCUGCUACUGAAACAACUUUAUCUUUGUCUCCAGUUUCAGUUUGUACAUAUCAGGUUGGUUAGCAGGUUCCUCUUCGUUCGUUAACUGCUUCCUCCUACUUUCUAACCACUGGCUGUUUGAAGCUUCUCUAUGAAUGUAAAUCUUUAACUGUAUUUCAAUGGACAGAAUGCCUUAUCACUGUUUAGUUCAUUGUCAUAGCUGGAAGGCUGCUGGUUUCAGCUGUUACAAGGCUACGGCUCCUAAUUAUUGGACAAGUGAAAUAACAUUCAUUCCAAGGUUAACAAAGAUAGUGCCAACAUAAAGUUUACAUUUAAAGGGUCUGUUCACCCAAAUUGCAAAGCUCAUCAUAUUUUCUUUUAGCUUUAGUGGUAUCUAUCCAUGCAGAUAUCUUUUAUUUUUCCAGCUUUUGAGAUGUUUGUCUGUGAGGCCUAAGUACAGCCUCACAGAGCUGAUAUCAUAGCUGUAGACUCUUGGUUUGUAAACUGUACUGUUCAAAGCUGUGAGCACCACAAAAGAACAUGCCAUUCACCUCCACUCUAUUGGCAUGGAGGCAGAAAUCUCUAAGAAUAAUAUCUCAAAGCCUGGACAAAUAAAACCAAAACACCAGAGGUAAUAGGUAAAUAUUUAUUAUUUUAAUUUGAAUGAACUGACCCUAUAAAUAGUGUAUCUCCCCAAAAUAUGACUAAACAAUACUUAACUGUAUUUUGAAUGUCAUGGUUUAAGCAAGAUAAUUCACAUCAACCCAUGCAGUUAUGAAAAUGAAUCUGCAUACCAGGCGACCUCCUGUGGACUAAUCACAACAAUGUUGAGACACUUUGCCUCUGUACUGCAAUAAUACUUGACAUGAUGCAACAGGUCAUGUCAUAUGACAUCUUGUUUCAGUUUAAAUCAUCAUCGAUCAAAUGACAAACCACUGAGUGGAUACCUCCCACACUGACAUUUAAAGUGCUAUAAGUGAGCAGUCUGUUUUUUCAGUUUCACUUUCACUCCGGGCAGAGAGAGCAUUGAGCUGGAGGAUGGGUGAAAUAUUGGAAAAAAAAUAAUAAUUGAAAAAUAAUAGUUUCAUUAAAGUAUAAAGAAACGUGAUAUAGCCACAUGUAUGUGUCUUUUCUCUGUGCAUUCUUGCACAGCAACAUGUCAUUGAACAGGAUGUGGCUUACUGUAUGUGUAUGUGUGUGUGUUGUGUUUCCUCAGGCAGGAGUACAAUGUAUGCUCACUGAAUGUGUCUGAAUGUAAUGGGCUUCACCAGCACGGUGGAACCCAAUGAAACAUUAUAGUGACCUAAUGCAUGUAUGUAUAUACAGUGCUGUUGGUUGUAUUUAAUAUACAGUUCAUUUUUAGAGCAUUUUAAUAGGUACUUCUUUAAUGAUAGUUAUAUAGAGAUUUUAGACACUGUAGCCUGUUAUUGGUGGAUUGGUGUUUUGUUUUUCUUUUCUUCGUUUGAGGGUGUGUGUG